Messenger RNA from Funneliformis geosporum, 171 nucleotides. The record is from the annotation of a GenBank genome assembly. NCBI's taxonomy places the organism in Eukaryota, Fungi, Glomeromycota, Glomeromycetes, Glomerales, Glomeraceae.
AGAAUAUAGAAUAAUGGUCAAAGCAAAUAGCAAACCGGUUUUUGUAGUUGAAAGUAUGUAUGAAAUGCUAUGUAGAACCCAUGCUGAAAUGAACCAACAUGCAGGACAAAAGCAGCUUUGGUUAUCUAUGAAAGAAAAUUGGGGUUGGUUAAAGCAAGAUAUAAUUGAAAA